Oncorhynchus masou masou (cherry salmon) is the source of this 1688-nucleotide messenger RNA. RefSeq names its product THO complex subunit 3-like. Gene Ontology annotation, molecular function: protein binding. Gene Ontology annotation, biological process: mRNA export from nucleus. The record is from RefSeq and is a predicted model, not a curated record. Gene Ontology annotation, cellular component: THO complex part of transcription export complex. The coding region runs from base 43 to 1011 and encodes 322 amino acids. Lineage: Eukaryota; Metazoa; Chordata; Actinopteri; Salmoniformes; Salmonidae. The transcript is spliced from 6 exons.
ACUCCAAAGAAGAAGAAGAAGAACGUGGUAGUAUCUUCCAAAAUGGCGUCCAAAUAUUAUCAAGAGAUGCAAGAGAGUUUUAGAAAUAACAACAAAAGCAGGGAAUUCCCUGCGCAUAGCGCUAAAGUCCAUUCAGUAGCAUGGAGUUGCGACGGCAGGAGGUUGGCAUCUGGGUCUUUUGAUAAAACAGCAAGCGUAUUUGUCUUGGAAAAAGACCGUUUGGUGAAGGAGAACAACUACAGAGGCCACGGAGACAGUGUUGAUCAGUUGUGUUGGCAUCCUACCAACCCAGACGUGUUUGUCACUGCAUCAGGGGACAAGACCAUACGCAUCUGGGACGUCAGAACAACAAAGUGCACGGCUACUGUCAACACUAAAGGGGAAAACAUCAAUAUCUGCUGGAGUCCUGACGGCCAAACGAUAGCCGUUGGGAACAAGGAUGAUGUGGUUACCUUCAUCGACGUCAAAUCACACCGGUCACGAGCUGAGGAGCAGUUUAAGUUCGAAGUCAACGAGAUCUCGUGGAAUAAUGACAACAACAUGUUCUUUCUCACCAAUGGAAAUGGGUGCAUCAACAUCUUGAGUUACCCCGAGCUGAAGCCCAUCCAGUCGAUCAACGCCCAUCCCUCCAACUGCAUCUGCAUCAAGUUUGACCCCACGGGGAAGUACUUUGCCACAGGAAGUGCAGAUGCCCUGGUCAGUCUGUGGACCGUUGAAGAACUGGUCUGUGUUCGCUGUUUCUCCAGGUUGGACUGGCCAGUGAGAACAUUGAGUUUCAGCCAUGAUGGGAAGAUGCUGGCUUCAGCCUCAGAGGACCACUUCAUAGACAUAGCAGAGGUUGAAACAGGAGAGAAGCUGUGGGAGGUCCAGUGUGAGUCUCCUACGUUCACAGUCGCCUGGCAUCCUAAGAGACCGCUGCUGGCCUACGCAUGUGAUGACAAGGAAGGGAAGUACGACAACAAUAGAGAGUCCGGCACAGUCAAACUGUUUGGAUUACCUAAUGAUUCCUGAGUGAGAUAGCAAGGCAGGCACUGUCAAACUGUUUGGAUUACCUAAUGAUUCCUGAGUGAGAUAGCAAGGCAGGCACUGUCAAACUGUUUGGAUUACCUAAUGAUUCCUGAGUGGGCUAGCAAGGCAGGCACUGUCAAACUGUUUGGAUUACCUAAUGAUUCCUGAGUGGGAUCUAACACGCUGUAUUUUGAUUCUUUAAACCGAGUUUAUACGGAUAAUUGUCCCUACUUCGUGGAGUCAUGUUUACCUAUCCCUGUGCUGUAAACACUUCUUCUCUAUAUGUUCAAUACAACAUCCUUGUCUUUUGGUCCAUUAAACAUUGCCAGAAAGAGAUGCCUGUUUAAAUGGCUAUAUCAUGUAAACCGAUAUUUGUCUUAAGUCGUAUGCUCAACUUUCUUCUACUGUUUUUGUUUAUGGAAAGUGUGCCGUCUUCGAUGUAAAAUGAGAUGCGACUCUAGAGUUGUCUUUUAAGGAUUGGGAUAAAACGAGAUUUACUCUCCGUAAACACUCAACAGUUCUUCCUCUUUCCAACCACCAGAUGGCACUGCAUCCUAAUUAUCAACAUGUGUUUCUUGUACAGUUUCUCCGUAAGGUUUGCAUUACACACAGUGCAGUACCAUAUUUUUGUUAACUUUAAAUUGAUUUUUGUUUUUAUAUUAAAAGAACAGUCUUGUUUA